Molecule: messenger RNA, 1239 nt
Organism: Aegilops tauschii subsp. strangulata
Lineage: Eukaryota; Viridiplantae; Streptophyta; Magnoliopsida; Poales; Poaceae
Product: cytokinin riboside 5'-monophosphate phosphoribohydrolase LOG1
Biological process (GO): cytokinin biosynthetic process
Cellular component (GO): nucleus; cytosol
Molecular function (GO): hydrolase activity, hydrolyzing N-glycosyl compounds
Source: RefSeq, a predicted model, not a curated record
AUUCAGCUAGCUCAGGUAGAACAUCACAGUAGCUGCUCGAUCGGAACCAACUUACCGCGCAUAAAUAAUGAGAUGAGAGGGGCCCUAGCUCGCUCGCGAGAUACACAUAUAUAAAGGGCCAAGAGCAGGCGCAAUGAGUGUGUAGGCUGUAGUGGGAUUUCGUCUUCACCGUUGCGAGUCGGGAGAGAUAUAUAGCAAAGAUACCACCGGCCGGUCGGGACAAAUGGAUAGAGAAGAUGAAAUAGAGAUGGAGAUGGGAGCAGAGGCAGUAGCGCAGGUGAUGGCACCGCCGUCUCGGUUCAGGAGGGUAUGCGUCUUCUGCGGGAGCAGCAAGGGCAACAAGACGAGCUACCAGGACGCCGCCAUCGAGCUUGGCGAGGAGCUGGUAGCAAGGAACAUUGAUCUGGUGUACGGAGGAGGGAGCGUGGGGCUCAUGGGCCUGGUCUCUCAAGCGGUCUACAGCGGAGGGAGGCAUGUCAUCGGGGUGAUUCCCAAGACUCUCAUGCCUAGAGAGAUAACAGGUGAGACUGUGGGGGAGGUGAAGGAGGUGGCUGGUAUGCACCAAAGGAAGGCUGAGAUGGCCAGGCAAUCUGAUGCCUUUAUAGCGCUCCCUGGGGGCUACGGAACACUCGAGGAGCUUCUGGAAGUAAUCACGUGGGCCCAGCUUGGCAUCCACGACAAGCCGGUCGGGCUGCUGAACGUGGACGGCUACUACAACGCUCUGCUCUGUUUCAUCGACAAUGCCGUGGAUGAAGGGUUCAUCAAGCCCACCGCCCGCCACAUCAUCGUGCUGGCUCCCACGCCCAAGGAACUGCUCGACAAACUGGAGGAGUACUCUCCUCGGCACGAGGAGGUCGUGCCCAGGACGAAGUGGGAGACGACGGAGCAGCUGAGCUGCUGCAAGAUCCCUGCACUGAAAGAGGGCACGGUGAUCCUCCCGGCGCAGCGAGGAAGCAUGCUGUGAGCUCGGUCAGGUUCCGAGGGGGGCUCUGAAUUAACCCUGUUGCCGGUGGAUGCGCAAGCUGCAAACCUAGAGCACCCCGUUGCCUCAUUGCCUUGUUUUAGUUCCUGUAGCUCUGGUAGAACGUACCUAGGUCGAUUGAUCACUGAUGUACGUAAUCAUGUGUUAUGUGCUAUGAGGUGUAGAGCUAAGAUUCAGAUGGUAUGGGUUAAGUUGGAAUCUGUGUGUCGGGUAUGCUAGUUGUGUACAGCCAAGGCUCAAAUGGAUCAGUUCCAGCG